Molecule: messenger RNA, 891 nt
Organism: Paramecium pentaurelia
Lineage: Eukaryota; Ciliophora; Oligohymenophorea; Peniculida; Parameciidae
Source: the annotation of a GenBank genome assembly
AUGAAUGAUAAUCAUGAAACAUUCUUUUUUGCUAAGAAUUAAAAAAGGAGAAUACAUGAACAAGACUAUGCUAUUAAAGUUAUCUCACAUACAAAGGUUGACAAAGAGACUAUUUAAUUGAGUGAAUCAUUAUUUAAUGCUAAAAUUACUGCAAAAUAAUCCUCUUGUAUUAUCAAAGAUAUUCAAAGAACUAUUUAAUAAAAAAUCAAGUUUUAUGAUCAAUAACUGAAAAGUACUGAUUCUUUUAAAAAAUAAACAGAAAGAAAAAGUUUGAGUCCAGACAUCAAUAAACCAAAAUUUAUUGAAAAUUAAUUAACAUCAAAGAACUAACAAUUUUCUCCUUAAAAAAUCAUUAUAUAACCUAAUCAUAAUUAAGAAUAAAUAUAAACUCCAAUCAAAAAAAAUAAUGAAAUCUAAUAAUCUCAAAAGUCCUUGAAAUAAUAAACUUAAAGCAUUUCUCCUACUAAAAGGCAAUCUUAAAAUUAUGAAAGAAAUCAAUCAAAAAAUUAUUCAUCACCUAAAAUCAAACAAAAAUGUAGCUCAUAAUAUAUGCAAUAAAUAGAAAGAGAAAGUUCUUAUUCAAGACAAAAAGUAAAGGAAAUAUAAAAAGAACUGGAGAAUACAUAAUCUACUAAUAGAGUAUCAACUGCAAGAGUCAAUGGAAUUGCAGAAAGAAAUGAAGAAUGGAAACAAAAACUAAAAAAUAAAAUAGAUAACGAAUAAAAGAAAUAAUAAUAAAAAGAAAUGAUUGAUUGUACAUUCAAACCUAGAAUUAAUAAUUAAAGAAAUACAAAAAAGUAUUAAAAAAGUGUAAGCAAAGAAUUUUAAACAGAAAUUAAUGAAUUGAUGCAUCUUAUUGAUAAUUAAAGUCAAGUAAAAAUUAAAUUAUGA